Erythranthe guttata (spotted monkey flower) is the source of this 375-nucleotide messenger RNA. The record is from RefSeq and is a predicted model, not a curated record. NCBI's taxonomy places the organism in Eukaryota, Viridiplantae, Streptophyta, Magnoliopsida, Lamiales, Phrymaceae.
AUGUACAAGAUCGAUGACCACGUGACAUGUGCUGUGGCUGGAAUCUUGUCUGAUGCCAACAUACUCAUCAACACAUCAAGACUCUCAUGCCCCCAGAAGAGGCAAUCCCUAUUGAACAACUGGUCCAAUCAUUAUGCAACACCAAACAAGGCUACACACAGUUUGGUGGGCUUGGAGUCUCGUUUCUACUCGCGGGCUGGGAUAAAAGUGCUUAGCAAAACUAUGGAUAGCACGAGCAUUAAUUCCGAAAAGCGUGAACUGGCAGAGAUAUUUCUGUCUUCUGGGAAUGUGAAGUUCCGGAUUUGCCCAUCCGAUAACCUUAACAAACUGUUGGUGGAGUCCGGAUUGAACCAGCCCUCGUCUGCAGAUGUGUAA